This is a messenger RNA of Candidula unifasciata, 669 nucleotides long. The record is from the annotation of a GenBank genome assembly. NCBI's taxonomy places the organism in Eukaryota, Metazoa, Mollusca, Gastropoda, Stylommatophora, Geomitridae.
AUGGGUAAAGAUGGUGAUAGAAGAGCUUCCCAGAAGUCAGGCCUGUCAGUUGAUGUACUCAAGGAAGAACAUGCAAGACUAGUCAGACGGGAAAAGGAACUGGACAGUCAUUUUCUGAAUGUCAAGGCUAUUUUCCAAAAACUGGAGGAAACCUAUCAGUCCUCAAAAGGAACCUUUUCAAUUUCACGAUACGGCCAGUUGAAAGAUAUGAUUAAAGGAGCCACCAGUGAUGAAACAUUUAGGAAUCUUCAACAAAUUAUGCAGGACACAUCUUCUAGUAGCACCUCAGGAAAGGGUAGUCUGUCAGGCUUGCUGGGCAGAGCCCAAGAAUUUUCUGGAGAGGCCCAAGAACAGAACAAGCAAGUGGAAGCUGAGGCUACAGGAAAGAGUGGUGGAAAAUUGUCCAGUUUUAUGAAAAAACUGAAGAAUGUGACAGGUUUCAGUGAUGAGCCAAUUGCAGAUGAGGAUGUGAUGUCCGAAGCAGAACUACAGAGAGACAAUGCUAGGAAGCAGCGAGCCAUACAGCACCACCUUAAUCAAUUUUCGAAAGCACUUGCCAAGUUGGAAAAACUGAAACAUGACUAUGAGGCUUCUAAAGCACAUGCCCCACCGAAGCGGUAUCAGGAUUUGAAAGACAUGAUUAAGAUAACUGUUGCUGAAAAGUUUUAA